Molecule: messenger RNA, 785 nt
Organism: Papilio machaon (common yellow swallowtail)
Lineage: Eukaryota; Metazoa; Arthropoda; Insecta; Lepidoptera; Papilionidae
Product: mitochondrial import inner membrane translocase subunit Tim17-B
Exons: 4
Coding region: 156-653 (165 amino acids)
Biological process (GO): protein import into mitochondrial matrix
Cellular component (GO): mitochondrial inner membrane; TIM23 mitochondrial import inner membrane translocase complex
Molecular function (GO): transmembrane protein transporter activity
Source: RefSeq, a predicted model, not a curated record
CAUUUUACUCUUUGCUCUUUGGAAUUGUAACCAGCAAAAAACGAGUGUCCAGAAUUAAAUAAUGGUGUGAAAUUAUUAGAAAUUUGACAAUUAUAAAAUAAUUUAUAGAAAUAAAACCAAUAAUAAGUUAGUUUACAGAAGGUAACCUAUAAAUAAUGGAUGAAUAUUCAAGAGAACCUUGCCCUUGGCGUAUAUUAGAUGAUUCCGGUGGUGCUUUCAUUAUGGGAGCUAUUGGAGGUGGCAUAUUUCACUCCAUUAAAGGUUUUAGAAAUGCUCCAGUUGGUUUCAACAGAAAAAUGCUUGGAAGCUUAGCUGCAAUUAAAGAACGAUCACCAAUAGUAGCUGGUAACUUUGCAGUAUGGGGUGGCAUGUUCUCCACAAUAGAUUGCUCUCUUGUAUAUUUACGACAAAAGGAGGAUCCUUGGAACUCUAUAAUGAGUGGAGCACUGACUGGAGGCAUCCUAGCUGCUAGAAAUGGUGUACCUGCCAUGGCUGGCAGUGCUUUAGUAGGUGGUAUCCUACUAGCAUUGAUUGAAGGUAUCGGCAUAAUGUUCACUAGACUGUCUGCUGAGCAAUUCAAACCACAGCAGCCUAUCUUCGAAGAUCCAUCAAUAUUAGGACAGAGUCAAGGGCAGAGCCAAUCCUUCCAAUAAGGAAAAUAUUUGUUUAGUUUUAAAUUUGAUUAAAAUGUACAAUGGAAGUUCAAAAUGGGUAAACAAUAUAAGCUCAAGAAAAUUAUUGAUUAUUUAUUUUAAAAUAUAAACUAAACAUUUGAAUAAGUAAAG